UGUACUUGAUGUCUCUUUGAUUUCCAGAUUUGCCAAAUAAGUAAUGUCAGACCUUUUUCCAUACUGUCAUCUACUAACACCCAAUUUUGUCAGAAAACUCACCACUAGACGUUCUGUUAUAAUUUCUUUUCUUUUUUCCAAAUUAAUCUACUCUUCUGUUUUUGCUAAAGAAAUAAUAAUUUUUUUCCUCAUAUCUAAAGAUCAUUAUCUUGUCCUACUGAAGGAUGCACUUGAAAUCAGAUCGUACCUGCAUGAUCGUGCACUAAUGCAAUAUGCUGAUCACAUGGAGGCCUCUAGGAAAUGCCUUCCUGAGCUUCUAAACUUGAGCAUGGGAGAUCUUUCAACUCAUUUUGGAAUGAAAAGAGGUCACGUUGUUCGUUUUAUGGACAGAACGACUCCACGGGCCGUAGAUCCUUUGUCAGCAUCAGCGUAUCUCACACCAAGGAAACGUACCUCUGGGCCUCUCAGAAAUAACAGUAUUUACAAGACACGGCCUUCGUCCAUCAACUCAAGAGGAAGUCCAAGCAUGACAAGAUCAAGUGUAAAACCCAGUGUAGCUUAUGAUAUUUCUAUUGAGCAGUCCAUGGCAGAUUUUAAGAUCAAAGAUGGACAUGUUUUUAAAGGUAUUGUAGCUUCACUGCCUGCUGAACCAAGAGCAUGUGGAUGUGUACAGCCUCCACCUGUUGUUGACAAUGUUGCUCCACUAUCAGCAAUUGAGAAUGUUUCAGUUCAGAAACUUACCCCAGAAUAUAAGGUUGGAAUGGAGCGUCUGGUGAAAAGCAAGACACCUCCCAUGAAGGCUUCAGAACUCUGGCGUGAUAAACCAGCAAUUCUCCUCUGCCUCCGGCGCCCAGGGUGCAUCAUGUGCAGAGCUGAAGCUCAUCAACUUUAUUCCAGAAAACCCAUCUUUGAUGCAAUCGGGGUUCAGUUGUUUGCAGUUAUUCACGAGCACAUAGAACCAGAGGUAAAAGACUUCUGGCCCCGUUAUUGGGGUGGUGGUGUGGUCUAUGACAGAGGAAUGGAAUUCUUUAAAGCACUGGGCGGAGGAAAGCUUCUAAAAGAUAAAUUUAUAUCAGGGUUCCUCUUAAAUCCUCAAGCUAUUGCAAAUUAUAAGAAAGCCAAGGCUACAGGGUUGGAGCAUAACUUCAAGGGGGAAGGUGAGAUAAAAGGUGGCCUCUUCAUAGUUGGCAGAGGAAAGACUGGCAUUGCUUAUCAGUUCAUUGAGAGAAACUUCGGAGACUGGGCACCACUACCUGAAGUCCUUGAUAUCUGCAACCAAUUGCAGAAUCAGCAAAAUCAAUCGGAGUCUGUCAAAUUAUCACAAAAGGACUAAAUUAGUAU
Coffea eugenioides is the source of this 1341-nucleotide messenger RNA. RefSeq lists its product as uncharacterized. Lineage: Eukaryota; Viridiplantae; Streptophyta; Magnoliopsida; Gentianales; Rubiaceae. Bases 44 to 1333 code for a protein of 429 amino acids. The transcript is spliced from 4 exons. The record is from RefSeq and is a predicted model, not a curated record. Gene Ontology annotation, molecular function: antioxidant activity.